Myotis myotis is the source of this 1704-nucleotide messenger RNA. RefSeq names its product chitinase 3 like 1 (gene CHI3L1). Gene Ontology annotation, cellular component: extracellular region. Lineage: Eukaryota; Metazoa; Chordata; Mammalia; Chiroptera; Vespertilionidae. Gene Ontology annotation, molecular function: chitin binding. Gene Ontology annotation, biological process: carbohydrate metabolic process; chitin catabolic process. Bases 99 to 1274 code for a protein of 391 amino acids. The transcript is spliced from 10 exons. The record is from RefSeq and is a predicted model, not a curated record.
GGUGGUUUGGGGCACAGGGAGUGGAGGGAACAGGUAUAAAAGGAGGGUGAGGCCCGGAAGAGGCAGCUGGUCACAGGAGCACAGCAAGAGGCCACACCAUGCCCCUCUCUGCUGCGGCCAGGACGGGUCUGAGGGUGGCUCAGACAGGCUUUGUGGUCCUCCUGGUGGUGCAGAGCUGUGCCGCCUACCAGUUGGUCUGCUACUACACCAGCUGGUCCCAGUACCGAGAGGGGGAUGGGAGCUGCUUCCCAGACGCCAUAGACCCCUUCCUCUGCACCCACGUCAUCUACAGCUUCGCCAACAUCAGCAACGACGAGAUCGACACCUGGGAGUGGAACGAUGUGUCUCUCUACGACACGCUGAACACACUGAAGACCAGGAACCCCAACCUGAAGACCCUCUUGUCUGUGGGAGGAUGGAACUUUGGUUCUGAAAGAUUUUCCAAAAUAGCCUCCAACACCCAGAGUCGCAGGACUUUCAUCAAGUCGGUGCCACCGUUCCUUCGGACCCAUGGCUUCGACGGGCUGGACCUGGCCUGGCUCUACCCUGGACGAAGGGACAAGCGGCAUCUCACCUCUCUGGUCAAGGAAAUGAAGGCAGAGUUUGUGAAGGAAGCCCCGAAGGAAAAGCAGCCGCUGCUCCUGACCGCCGCGGUGUCCGCCGGGAAGGUGGCCUUGGACGGAGGCUACGACAUGUCCCAGCUGGCCCAACACCUGGACUUCAUCAACCUCCUGACCUAUGACUUCCAUGGAGCCUGGCGCCAGAGCGCGGGACACCACAGCCCCCUGUUCCGAGGCAAGGAGGUCGCCAGUUCUGACAGAUACAGCAACGCUGCCUACGCCGUGGGCUACGCGCUCAGGCUGGGGGUCCCGGCCAAGAAGCUGCUCAUGGGCAUCCCCACCUUCGGGAGGAGCUUCACGCUGGCCUCUUCGAAGAGCGGAGUGGGAGCCCCCAUCUCGGGGCCCGGGCUGCCCGGCCAGUUCACCAAGGAAGGCGGGAUCCUCGCUUACUAUGAGAUCUGUGACUUCCUUCAUGGAGCGACCGUGCAUCGACUCCCUGACCAGCAGGUCCCCUAUGCCACCAAGGGCAACCAGUGGGUGGGGUACGAUGACCAGGAGAGCGUCAAAAACAAGGUGCAGUACCUGAAGAACCAGGGGCUGGCAGGAGCCAUGGUGUGGGCCCUGGACCUGGACGACUUCCGGGGCACCUUCUGCGGCCAGAAUCUUCACUUCCCCCUCACCAGUGCCAUCAAGGAAGCCCUGGCUGCCGCUUAGCGCUCCGUCCGUCCAGCACAUGCUGGGCAGGGGUUCUUGCUCCCAGGGUUCUUGCUGCUCAGGAGCUGGUCACCUGCCCCGCUGCACCUCAGUCUCCUUCCCUGGUCCUGCAGAGGGUCCAGCUCUGAGCUCUGCGCUCAGCUUUGUGGGCUUGCAGGGGGCGGCGGGGCUGUGGGCAGUGAGGGCUGGAUCCCCACAGUGUCAGGCAGGGACAGCACACACGUUGAGGAGUGAAAACGCCACUCCCUCCCUGGGCCUUCUCGGCAGAGGCCACACGAGCAAGCUCCUCCACCCAGCACAGAAGUCAUGCAGGAAGCAGUGACCACACAGAUCACAGCCUCCGCAUGCCCAGCUUCAAACCUCUACCAGGAGCGUCCUCAUGCCUCCCUCCCAACCCCCAGCUGCUCAAUAAAGCACCAGAACUUCUGUA